AUUAUGCGUAACAUUCAUUGCGUAACUGCAUUAAACUGGGUGGAACGAUUUGUCGAACUUCGCGGUUUGCAGAAAUUAAUGGAGGUAGCCAGUGAAAUGGAGGAAUACAAAUGUGAAUCUUCGAUGGACAUUACGUUUUCCACCCGAGCUAUAAUCAGUGUGUGUUUAGCAGAAAUAUAUAAAAACGUGUACUAUGAUGCUGCUAAGGAAAAAUUUACCAACACCAUUAAUGAAUUUAUUAAAGAUAAAUUGCUUUCGCCUAGUACAGAAUCCAAGGUGCGUGUAGUAGUUGUAUUAACAACCUUAAUAUUUGGCCCGAUAGAAAUUGCAGAUGCAAUUAUCUUUAAAGAAGGGAUGGUUGAGAUGAUACUCGCUAUGGCGGAAACCGACGAUGUAUUGCAAGAGAAAGUGGUCUGCGAAUGUAUUGUUGCAGCUAUGACCAAAUAUAAGGAGGCUAAUGUGUUUAUAUGUCGAGGUGUAAAUAUAUUGGAGAAACUGUAUCAAUCUGAGGAUGAUUCAAUUCGGGUUCGAGCAUUAGUGGGUUUGUGCAAGUUGAACAGAUUCGAAGCGAGCACACGCGGUUGCACGACUAUCGAACUCUUCCCGCGUGGAGCGACGAAGGAAUUGGCCAUGGUUUGCAACCGAUUCUUGAUCAAUCCCACGAAAGAAGAUAUGAGAAAAUGGGCCAUUAAAGGCCUAUCGUAUCUCACUUCCGAUACCGAGGUUAAAGAGAAAUUGAUCGAAGAUCAACGUUCGUUCAAGCGCGUUGUUCAAGCAAUGAUCGAGCUUGCCAAAACUAACGAUCAAUCAGUACUCUACGCUGUGGUCACGACGUUGGUGAAUUUGUGCAACGCUUAUGACGAUGAAGAACUCAUACCUGAGAUGAAAGAAUUGCUAACGUUUGCCUUGUCUCGUCGUUUUCUCGUGCGACACGGGAAACUAAAUAGCAUUAAAUUCGUGAGUAACAGACGGUGCGCCUUAGCGAAGGCCGGUGUGACGAGCGCUCUGGUAAACCUCGCCAAAACAGACAGCAAGAACUGCAAGGAACUGAUAGCCCGCGUUUUCAACGCGAUAUGUAGUGUAGAGGAAUCGAGAGAAAUGGUUGUUGAACAAGGCGGCACGAAGGCAUUGUUGUCGUUAGCACUAGAUGGCACAGACAAUGGAAAGAAGGAAGCCUCGCAAGCUCUGGUUCGUUUAGGGCUAACGAUACGUCCUGAGGUUGCAUUUCCUGGUCAGAUAAUCAUGGACGUUAUUCGGCCAAUCAUGAACUUUUUGAACCCAGAGUGUUCCAUUUGGGAUCAUGCGACUCUGUUAGUUUUGUGCAAACUUGCUAGUGUCAACGACAACAUGCGAGAACAUAUAUUCAAGGAAGAAGUAUUUCAGAAGAUCGAGGGCUUCCUGUAUAAGGAGGAUCACAAUUUGAGAUGUGCGUCUAUAACACUUAUAAACAUAUUAGUAUCAAACCGUGAAUUCGCUAUCCAAUAUUUCAAGCAGGACAAUUCUCGAGUUAAGUAUCUUAUGUUACUGUGCAAGGACGAGAAUCAAAAUGUUAGCAGAUCGGCAGCUUCAGCUCUAGCGUGGCUGACGGCAGCCAAUGAAGAGGCUUGCAAGAAAGUUUUUGAUUCGAAUACCUGGCUAGAAUCCCUACGCUUUUUACUCAUUAAUCCAUACUGUGACAUACGAGAAAGGGGUAUUAUAAUUGUGAUAAAUAUGAUGAGAAGCGCGAUAGACGUUGCUGCAAAACUUAUGGAAACAGACAUAAUGGAACUACUGAGGGCCUUGAGUAAGAAUGAUACCGUGCAAAACAAGGAAUUGGCAUUUAUUGCUUUAGAGGUUGCUGCGGAACGAGAACGUCGAGAAGCACUCCUCAACAUGAUAAGAUUGGGUUGUGAUAAAGCACGUCGAUCAGGACAAUUAGACCUUCUAAAAAUUAUGCAGUCGGAGUACAUGGCAAAAUGUUGGUCGCGCAACACCACGGAACUAUCAUCCACUGUCAUUGCCAUGUUCGGCAGUUUGCGCGAGGUGAGGUACUUCAUCAGACUUCAUGCGGUCUCAUGCACCGGAAGAGGUAGUUUACCAACAGGCUGGAACAACCAGCCCUAA
Temnothorax curvispinosus is the source of this 2103-nucleotide messenger RNA. RefSeq names its product protein unc-45 homolog B-like. The record is from RefSeq and is a predicted model, not a curated record. The annotation marks the transcript as partial. NCBI's taxonomy places the organism in Eukaryota, Metazoa, Arthropoda, Insecta, Hymenoptera, Formicidae. Gene Ontology annotation, molecular function: Hsp90 protein binding. The transcript is spliced from 4 exons.